UACUCGCGGCUUUCAAUUGGAAAACGGACAACUCCACCAGCAUGCCUCAGUAGCCUUCAUUCGCCUCCCUCCCUAUAUAUGCUUCCUCCAAUUUCAUCUCUUCAUCCUUAGACCUGCUUUACUAUCUUAUUCCCCACUAGAUGGCUGCUUUGUGGGCGACUGCAUCCUACUGGAUCCUUUGCUUGUUUCUUGGCAUCUUUUUGUUUCUUGGUGUCUACAAUGAGGAAUAUGGCCAUGUCAGUUUGAGGAAGAAGCCAAAAUACAGCAUGUUGUGUUUCGUUAAUCAAUAUAUCAUACGCGAAUUUUGGAAGAACAAGACAUAUCACUCGAUGCGAAUGAACGUAUUAUUGUUGUUGGCGACGUUCAUGGCAUGAACAACUCGUUACAUAAACUCCUGCACUCUCUAUCUUACCAACCCCAUAAUGAUAUCCUCAUCUUUGCCGGCGAUCUCCUCGCCAAAUCCACGCCACAAGGCUCGUUUUCUUUACUUGAUUUCGUCACAGCGAAUCAAUACCUUGAAGACGCCUCGAUUUCGAGUAACAAGGCGAAUAGGACGAAGAAAGAAAGAAUAUUUGCGGUCAGAGGGAAUCAUGACCACUUAGUCGUCCAAUGGCGGACAUGGCGAGACUGGUUCUCAAAGAUUGAGCUUCACAACAACUCCUCCGACUCUGCAUAUAAGAAAUACAAACAUGCGCAGGACGCUCCUGUCGCCAAUGGUCUCGAUUUCUUGCAUCUUCUUGAAGCCGAGUGGGAACACGAGAAAAGGCACAGAGAGUCAGAUGCAGAAGAAUGGGUCGAAGUGACUCGGAAGAGGGCUGAAGGUACCUGGAAGGAAAAGUGGUGGGAGAGGAUACCGGAACCUGGAAAAGGAAAGAGGAAGCAGGAGUGGAGGAUGUUUGGGGAUCAUUAUUGGCUGGCCAAGGAGAUGACAGCAGAACACGCACGUUACAUCACGUCGCUCCCAUUAAUUCUACACAUCCCAUCCAUGCAUUUCUUCGUCGUACAUGCCGGUUUACUCCCCUACAACACAAGACUACCGCCUUCGGAUCCAAGACAACCUCUAACACACUUACCACCUUCCAAGGAUAAGUCUAUUCCUGACUCCAAUUUAGAUUCUGAUGUACCUUCGGAUUCCGAUGACGAGAGUGAAGACGUUCAAGCAGAGAAUGUGAGGUACAUGCGUAUGAUGCCCACCUUCGUCGUAAUUCCUGGAGUGGGGGCUCUACCAGUCUGGUACCCCGAUUCUCCAUCUACAUCUGCAUCAGGCGAGAUCCGGAUUGAGAAAGACGGGAGGGACGAAGAGAUCUUACGCAGGCUCCAGGAAAGCGCAAUUCUCCAUGAUAUCCCACAAAACAGGAAAUGGUGGAACGUCUUGAACAUCCGUACGAUCAGGAAGAGUGGUAAAAUUAGCAGGGACGGCGACAGGGGCAAGCCUUGGAAUAGAUUUUGGAAUGAUCAGAUGCGGAGAUGCAAAGGAUUUAACCUCUCUGCCUCAUCGUUCCCGUCUUCCUCUUCCCCGUCUAUACGACUUCAAGAAGACUCCUCAGGCACGUAUCCGGACUCAGACUCGGACUCGGAUUCGUAUUCAUUGAGGUGCAGACCUUCGACGGUCGUAUACGGCCACGCUGCUUCUCGAGGACUAGACUUGAAGAGAUGGUCAAAGGGAUUGGAUACGGGUUGUCUGUACGGACGGAGGUUGACUUCUCUUGUCCUGAGUCACACAGAUCCUGGGGCAGGGUCGACCCAAGCGGGUGAUACAGAUGAGACAGAAGAGGAUGCGGAGAGAAGAAAGAAGAAAGGUUGGGGAGAGCGCACCAAGUUUGGUGAAGACGAUUCCGGGAUUUGGGCAAGGAUUCAUAGUAUUCGAUGUCAGGCGCCGGACUUGGAACAGAAGCCGCAGGCAUGACUGGAAUCAUAGUAUGAGUUUGGAUGCCCUCGAAGGGUUCUUUAUAUCUCGAACAGUUUGUUCAUUUUGCAUUAGCUUUGCUUCAUUCCAUAUUUCUACACACGGCUUCACGUCCUAAUAUACUGUAUACUCACAACGCAUUCAUAGUAUAUUAUUCGGUCGCUUUUAGACUGUACGCAUAUAAUCAAGCAUACCCCUUUUCUUUCCUCGAGACAAGUAUUUGACGUCAAAAGGAAUCCACCUGUAAUACGAAAGAAUAAAUAAAAGUAAUAGGCUAACGAGCUACUUUAAACUCUCGGGCUCUUCCCACCCUCAUCAUCACUAUCUCCAACCCCAAAUAUCUCCUCCUGAGGCGUAAACGUCCGUGCCCUCUCCUUACCCUUUCCUUUCGCAUCCCCGUUUCUACGCCGCGCACCACCUUCAAAGUCAU
This is a messenger RNA of Somion occarium, 2336 nucleotides long. The record is from the annotation of a GenBank genome assembly. NCBI's taxonomy places the organism in Eukaryota, Fungi, Basidiomycota, Agaricomycetes, Polyporales, Cerrenaceae.